Messenger RNA from Camelina sativa (false flax), 1992 nucleotides. Its product is annotated as eukaryotic translation initiation factor 3 subunit C-like. Gene Ontology annotation, molecular function: RNA binding; translation initiation factor activity; translation initiation factor binding. Gene Ontology annotation, cellular component: eukaryotic translation initiation factor 3 complex. The record is from RefSeq and is a predicted model, not a curated record. Lineage: Eukaryota; Viridiplantae; Streptophyta; Magnoliopsida; Brassicales; Brassicaceae. Gene Ontology annotation, biological process: translational initiation.
UGGGACUGGGUCAACCAAAAGUUCAAAGAAGUUGUGGCUGCCCGUGGAAAGAAGGGAACUGCACGAUUUGAACUCGUAGAUCAGCUUACACACCUGAUAAGGAUUGCCAAAACUCCAGCACAGAAACUUGAAAUCUUGUUUAGUGUUAUUUCUGCACAGUUUGAUGUGAAUCCUGGUCUCAAUGGACACAUGCCUAUCAAGGUCUGGAAGAAGUGUGUGAAUAACAUGCUUACGAUACUGGACAUUCUUGUCAAAUAUGAUAACAUUGUUGUCGAUGAUACAAUUGAGCCUGAUGAGAAUGAAACUUCAAAACCAGAAGAUUUUGAUGGAACAAUUCGGGUCUGGGGUAACCUUGUUGCUUUUGUGGAGAGGAUAGACACUGAAUUUUUCAAGAGUUUGCAGUGCAUAGAUCCUCAUACACGUGACUAUGUGGAGAGAUUGAGAGAUGAGCCGAUGUUCUUAGCUCUUGCUCAAAACAUCCAAGACUACUUUGAGCGGUCUGGUGACUAUAAAGCUGCGGCAAAGGUGGCCUUAAGACAAGUUGAGUUAAUUUACUACAAACCUCAGGAAGUUUAUGAUGCCAUGAGGAAACUGGCUGAGCUGGUGGUGGAAGAAGAAGAAGAAGAUAGUGAGGCUCCCAAAGAGGGAGCUGGACCUCCCGCUUCAUUCAUUGUUGUUCCAGAGGUUGUUCCUCGUAAGCCUACCUUCCCAGAGAGCAGUCGAGCUAUGAUGGAUGUUCUCGUCUCCCUUAUUUACAAAUAUGGAGAUGAACGAACCAAAGCACGUGCGAUGUUAUGCGAUAUAUAUCAUCUUGCUGUAGUAGAUGAGUUUGUGUCUGCUAGGGACUUGUUGCUGAUGAGUCAUCUGCAGGACAAUAUUCAGCACAUGGACAUCUCAACCCAGAUCCUAUUUAAUAGGUCCAUGGCGCAGCUUGGUCUAUGCGCGUUCCGGGUUGGAAUGAUUACCGAAUCUCACAGCUGCCUGUCUGAACUGUACUCUGGUCAAAGGGUGCGGGAGUUGCUUGCUCAAGGUGUCCAGCAAAGCCGAUAUCAUGAGAAGACUCCCGAGCAGGAGAGAUUGGAAAGGAGGAGACAGAUGCCAUAUCACAUGCACAUAAACCUUGAGCUUCUUGAAGCUGUUCAUCUCAUAUGUGCCAUGCUACUAGAGGUCCCUAACAUGGCAGCCAAUUCUCAUGAUGUCAAACGUAAGGUGAUUAGCAAGAAUUUUCGUCGCCUGCUCGAGAUCAGCGAGAGGCAAGCAUUCACUGCUCCUCCUGAGAACGUUCGUGACCAUGCCAUGGCAGCAACCCGAGCUCUCAUUAAAGGAGACUGCCAAAAGGCUUUUGAAGUUGUGAAAUCUCUUGAUGUCUGGAGACUGUUCAAGGAUCGGGAAACCAUUCUUGCUAUGGUGAAUGAUAGAAUCAAAGAAGAGGCUUUGAAGACUUAUCUCUUGACAUACUCGGCCUCUUACGAGUCCCUAAGUCUAGAUCAACUUGCCAAGAUGUUUGAUCUCUCUGAGAACAAAGUCCACAGCAUCGUGAGCAAGAUGAUGAUCAAUGAAGAACUCCAUGCAAGCUGGGACCAGCCUACACGUUGCAUUAUCUUCCAUGAUGUACAACACAACAGGUUGCAAACCUUGGCUUUCCAGUUAACCGAGAAGCUUGCUGUUCUUGCGGAGAGUAACGAGAGAGCAAUGGAAGCUAGGACCGGUGGUGGCGGUCUGGAUCUAGGUUCAAAAAGAAGAGACAACAAUCAAGACUACGGAGGAGCAGCAGGUGGUGGAAGGUGGCAAGAAAACAUGUCUUACACACAAGGAAGACAAGGUUACAACGCUGGUGUUAGGUCUGGUUAUGGUGGUAAGAGAUCAUCUGGGCACGGUGGUCAGAACCGAGGAACUGGUGGGAAUGCAGGAAGAGGUGGAACAGGGAAUAGAGGAAUGCAGAUGGAUGGCACGAGCCGUAUGGUAAGUCUUAACCGAGGUGCUCGUAUAUAA